Molecule: messenger RNA, 6393 nt
Organism: Mus musculus (house mouse)
Lineage: Eukaryota; Metazoa; Chordata; Mammalia; Rodentia; Muridae
Gene: Rnf149
Product: ring finger protein 149
Exons: 7
Coding region: 4502-5215 (237 amino acids)
Biological process (GO): protein ubiquitination
Cellular component (GO): membrane
Molecular function (GO): ubiquitin protein ligase activity
Source: RefSeq, a predicted model, not a curated record
UUUAAACUGUUUUCAUUGAAGGAAAGAAAGGCCUUGCUACCUCUGUCAGGAGGCCACCUCUAAACACGCUGUUCCAGGGGACAGACAAGGAUGAGUUUGCAAAAUGUCAUCCUUGGGACAGAGUUCUCUCCGGGGACCCAGAAUUUGAUUGUGUUUCUCUUGUGCCUUCUAAGAUCACAUUAGCUUUAGGCAUCACACGGUUGACUCAUUCUGAAUUUCCUGUGAUUAGGGUUUUUAAGUUUCUGCUACUAGCUAAGACAUCUUUCUUCCUGUACUGCAUUUUUGUUCUCGUUCUGUUUUGGUGUGCAUGCGACACAGAGCUUAUAAAGACAGAAAAGUGACCUUGGGUUUAACCAUUUUUUUUAACGCGGUUGGGAAUGAUGGCCAUUUGAUGACAAGGAAGUGAGCUACGAGUACAGAUCAACUCUUUUUUUCUUGGUUGACUCCAGAUUAGGAGAGAAAUGGGUAUAAAUUGCAGAAGCAUAGCAGGGUGAAGUAAGAGAAGGUAAGGAACACUUGAAAUGGUGUGAAAGUAAUCUGCUAGAAUGGAGAAAUGUCCAGAGAAGUCGGGUCUUUAAGAACUCAAGAGUUUGUUGGCUGUGGACCACGGUGGUGGGUGAGAAUAGACCGAUGUCCCUGCGGUGGUGUUGACUCAGGCAGUUAGUCCGCUGAUUGCAAAUCAGCCUAAUUGUCACUGUCCACACACCAUCUUUCCACAAGGCUCCUGAGAGAUCCUAGCAUCCCAGAUAUAUGUUCCCAAGUUAAGUUCUGUCAGCGAAGAUAGGCCGGUGUGACUCCUCGAUGUUGGGUGUGUACAUGUGUGGAUGCACGCACAUCUAAUGUAGACCGUUUUCUUUUCAGUGACAAGCUCAUUACCCUACAAUUUUCUAACUCUACCCUUCUGCAUUUUUUGAUAAUGACAUUGACAUCCUACCAAGCAGACACCUCUUGUUCUAAACAUGGCUCAGCAAUCUUUCUUGUUUAUAUUGUUGACAUAUAAUUUAUCUGGACCCAGGAAAACACCUCAAUCAUGUUGACUAGAAUCUUCCUUUGGAGGGACACUUCCUUCCCCAUUAUUUGCCUUCUUUCUAGUUUUCUUAGGAUAAUAAUAGUUGCCGUUUUUUGUUUUGUUUUAUUUAAAGGGAGGAUCAUUACCUUUUGGAAAGUUCAUGAAAGUACCCAUGCAAGUGACUGAAUCUUCCUGGAGUCCCUUUAAGUUAGAUCCCUAAAGAAACAUGCAAAAGCCUUUUAAAACUUGGUCCUUUAUUACUUGGUGACCUACAGGAUGUUUAGCUACAUUCCUGCCUUCCCACAUUCUAGAAGUUUUCCCCACACUUGUAACAAUCAGAAAUACCUUGAGAUUUUGCCAGAACUACAGGGAGCAACAAAAUUAUCUAGCAUUUUGAACCACUGGCCAAAGGAAAAUUAAUUUGGUAGCAGUGUGACUGAUAAACAGGAAAAACUAGAAAUAAAGUUAGACCCUUGAUCUUCAGCUGUAGACACUGCAAAGAUGGGGAAGUUAGCUCUCAUAGAACUUAGUCCAUUUGGGUACCAGGUAUUGAUAAUCUGGCACUUGAGAAGAAUUAAGAUGGGAGAAGCCAGCUUUGACAGACCUUAUUUAAAUUUGAUUGAAUAUCAUUUUUUAGAGCCACUGAGGCUGUUUAGACUUAGAUUGGUUUCCUCCGUUUAGUCAAAAUGUAGCUGAAGCCUGGAAACCCCACUGAUUGAGCUGUUCUUAGUGCUUCUGUGUAACACUGGAUUUCUAUGAAACAGGUAGAAGUGUGCUUCUAAAAUUGAAUACUGAUAACUUUCCUAUGUUGUAGGGAAUAGUUUUCCAGUUCUUCUGAAACUCAUUGCUUCUCUUACUGGAAUCUAGCACUACAUAGCUUUAAAAUUUUAAGUCAUUAUUGAAAUGGAGGAUUUUAAAGAAUCAGUACUUUAAGAUCACACUCUCAGAACAGCAGUAAGGACUUACUUUCUAACUUUAAUACCUUACAUUCUAACUUUAGCAGACCCUUUGGGCCAAGCAUUGUACCUGCUUGUUGGAAAUACCUAAGUGUCUGCCUGUGUUGGGUUUAUGGUCUGUCAGUAAUGAUAAACAUAACUUCACAGGCCGGAAAAGUUUAUACUGAACUGAACUAUAGGCACAGGUGCUUAGAAAGCCUAUCGAGCGGCUGGGUGUUGGUACCCAAGAUAAGUUGUAGAAAUUAUCUUGACCAAGAUAGGGGAAAGCAGAUAAAGGCCAAGUCAUUAAGGUCGUAGAGUUGGACUUACUGUAGUUCUUGGAGGUUAAUAAGUAACAUGCUCCUCCAGCUGAAGUUUUUCGCCAUGACGUUUUAGGUAUGACAUUUUACAUCCUUGAAUCUUACUUACUAUGUGCUAAACAAUUGGCAGAAGGUUGGAGAAAGGGCUUGAAUUGCAUCAAGUCAAAGGGCGUUACAGAGAUACAGAAGAGUAUCUUAGCCAGCCCAUUAAUCCGCUUACCUGAAUGGUCCUGCAGACAUUUAGAAAAAACUGGCAAUGGUAAGACCACAUUACAAACCUUAAAGAUUACUCAGGUCUUUUAAGGCCAUUGAAAAUGGCCACAAUAUUGAUGGGAAGCAUAAGACAUAAAUUAAAAUUUCACUGUGACUAGUUCUAAGAACUAAGUUUUAGAAAAAAAGGAAAAGAAAUAACCAACUUUAGAGAAGCCAUAUAUUAAGAGAUAUUCAUUUUGUACCGGAAAUGCAUAUUAAAUGUUCUUUGAUGCAUAGAUAAUUAUUGAUUAUCUGUAAUACCAUGCUCUCAAAUAAUCUACAACUUCACAUUUGAAUUUAAAAUAUAUCUUGGUGCCAUAAGGAGCCAGAAGUGGCAUCCUAACAGCCUCAUAGAAGAUGGGGCCAGCUAAGACAGCUCCCCAGAAAGAUCUUGACGGACAGGUUCGGGAUAUUAGGAAGUCGUGUAUAUGUGUGGUAGGUGGGCUUAGGACUUGUGUGUAGCAGAGGUAGUGUUACAAAAGACUAAAAGAUCUGAAAUGAACUCACAUGGAAAAGCUGCAAAAGAGUUCUCUCAGCAAGAGUGUUCUGUACUAUUUACUCCAUUUUUCGGGAGGAGGUAGAGGUAAAGUGUUUGUUGUUUUGUGUUUUUAUGUUUACUUGUGAUAAAUAGCUCAUGCUGGUCCUUAACUUUUCUCUUUGUCUCCUUAUUAGUUUAUUUUUGUGUGAUGAGUAUUUUGUCUACAUGUAUGUCAGUGUACCACAUGCAUGGCUGAUGUCUGUGAAGGCUAGAUGAGGACCCUUGGAACUGGGGUUAUGUCCUGGGAAUCAUCAGGCCUUCUGCUAAAAAGCAAGUGUUCUUAACCACAGAGCCAUUUCUACAAGUCUCUUUUCCCUGAAAGCCUCCAAAUUUUUGACAAAACCAAAUUAUACAAAAUAUUUAUAAUUAUAUAGUGUCCCAUUGUGAAUUUUAUCCUCCUCAUCCAACCUAACCCAGCCAUCCAAAACUUUCUAUUUUGUGUAACAAGACACUUACUUUCCAGAUUAAUUUCCUCUACCCUAACUCCUCUUGCUGGGUCAUUUCAGUUGUAGUCCUGGAAGACAAGCCUGUUUUUCAAAUCCACUCAUUUAUGAAGAAACUUUCCAUGGGGUCAUCCCUGCUGUAUGCCUUCAAAACCUGAUAAAUUGAACAGGAGGUACUUGUCAGUGAGGAGAGACCUAUAAAGAAAUUAGACAAGGUGUGUGGAAGAGGCCUGCCCGAGGCUGGGGAGACCAGUGGUUAACUGUGAGUACUGCUUUGCAGAGGCCCCCCGGGUCACGGCCCACGGCCCACCUCCAUAACAGAUGACUCACAGUACCUGUAAUCCAGCUCCAGGAGGUCUGAGUCCUUCCUCUGGCCUCCUUGGACACAUCACUUGAAUGCAUGUGUGUGUAUUCAACACACAAUUUUAAAAAUUGAUGACAGUGUCUACAGGUAGAGCAGGAGCCACUGUAGAGGUUAAACUGGGCUUGUGCUACACCUUGGUUUUGUUGAGGAUUCUCCAGGGGAAGAGAAGUGGCUAGAAUGUGGCAGUUUACUUAUAAAAAAACCGUGAAAGUUUAGGAGAUUCUUUUACUGGAAUUUUAAGAUCAAUUAUUGCUGCUAAAUUAGUUUUCUCCACCAGAAAUUUAACCUUCUACUUUAAAUAUUUCAGUAGUUCUUAUCUUAUUGUCUUCAAGACAAUACUAAAGUAGACGUUAAAGCUAUUGUACAAGUGUAAAUCUUUACCACUGUGUUUGUCUAGUUUUUGACAAGGUAGAAAGGGGAACACAAAAAUGUGAGAAGAAAACAGUUAGCAUUUUAUUUUUGGCAUGGGAAAACUUGAAAUUCUGUUACUAAUUUGGCCUGGUAAAAAUACUGUUCGUAUCUGUUACUCAAGCAGGUUUAUGGUGAUCCUAUGUGCAGUGACCCUGUGCGCAGACAGAAAUAAAACAGAAACUCCCCUCCGGGCCUGUCUGCCUCGGGAACAGGAAACAUAGUCGUCAUUAUGAUUAGCUACCCAAAAGGACGGGAAAUUUUUGAUCUGGUGCAAAAAGGAAUUCCAGUAAAAAUGCGGAUAGAGAUUGGUACUCGUCAUAUGCAGGAGUUCAUCAGCGGUCAGUCUGUGGUGUUUGUGGCCAUCGCCUUCAUCACCAUGAUGAUCAUCUCAUUAGCAUGGCUGAUAUUCUAUUAUAUACAGCGCUUCCUGUAUACUGGCUCACAGUUUGGAAGUCAGAAUCAUAGGAAGGAGACUAAGAAGGUUAUUGGCCAGCUCCCUCUACACACUGUGAAGCAUGGCGAGAAGGGAAUUGAUGUCGAUGCUGAGAAUUGUGCAGUGUGUAUUGAAAACUUUAAAGUCAAAGAUGUUAUCAGAAUCCUGCCAUGCAAGCAUAUUUUUCAUAGAAUAUGCAUUGACCCAUGGCUUUUGGAUCACCGAACGUGUCCAAUGUGUAAACUUGAUGUCAUCAAAGCCCUGGGAUAUUGGGGGGACCCUGAGGAUACGCAGGAGCUACCCACCCCAGAAGCUGCCCCAGGAAGGGUUUCUGUUGGGAAUCUGAGUGUGACAUCCCAAGAUGAGGAGAGGAGUGAAAGCAACCUUCCAUCAUCUUCCUCGAGCGAGUCUGGGCCACACCGCCCCUGUCUUAAAGAAGAUGCAGGGGAGGACACAGCAUUACUAGGAGCCGGCAGGAGUGAGCCUCAGCAUGGAGGAUCCAUAUGCUAGCACCAUCCUCACUGACAGCCUCACCGACAGAGCCUUGGCUUGAACAGGACAUUCAGUUUUUUACUCUAGGGCAGAGUUUGUAUACUUGAAAACAGUGGACUUUAUUUUACUUUACCUUUCAGAUUCAGGUUUGAUAUACAAAGGGCUGAGAUAUUUUAUUCCUAAAAGACUUUUAAUUAGCCUUCAUCUAUUUAUCUACUAAAUUAUGAUGUCUAUCAUAAGUUUUGUUGUAUCACCUGUCACAGAUGUAUGUGGAGGGGUUGUUUCUGAGUACUAGACUAGCCUCUGUGGUAUAAAACAAGAGUCUGUCUCUUGGGCUUUUUAGACAGAGCUCACCGAGUUGAAGUGUGAAGUGUAGUUCCUUAUUGAUCACAUGAACGUCUCCUGAGCGGAGACUGUAGAACUUGGAAAUGAGAAAUCUUGCCGUGGGCAGUGGUGCAAACUGUGGCUGAGGCCCGAGGAGCUUGAGUUCAAGCCUGCUUCGGGCUGUGUAGCCAGACUGCUACAAAGGGGUUAAGAGAGAGAGAGAGAGAGAGAGAGCAAGAGAGAGAGAGGGAGAGCACGCGCGAGAGCGAGAGCGAGCAUUCAGCUGGCUUGAGCUGUGUAGUCUGCAGAGACUUCAGAACCACACAUUCCUUCUUAUGUGGAAUUGUGAAAAGAACACUAGAUGAUUUUAUGAUUUACAUUUCUACUUUUAUUGCCUAAUUUCUUUUCACACUUGGAAGGAGAAGGGAAUUUAUCCAUGUUUUUCUACAAACUAAAAAAAAAAAAAAAAAAAACCUGGCAAAAAAUGCCAUAUUGCAUGUUAAAAAAAGCAUUAAAAUAUGGAUUCAUUAAGAAAAUCAAGUAGGCAUACAGUAAUGUCUUUAAAUGAUUAGUAUAUUUUGGUGGAUUUGAUCUUUACAAUUAAAAAUACUUAAUUAAAAGUUUGAUUCUGUUGUUGUUAGACUAAAAUAACAUUUUCCUAAAGAGAUUUUAAGCCGAUUCAAUACUGUGACCUUUUAUCCUUCUUUUCUGUUUAAUGUUCUCGCUGGUGAAAGUCUUUGAAGACUGUUGUCUAAAUUCUGUAUAGUGCUUAGAUACAUACUUUGAAGAGCAAGGAGUCCAUUGUUGUUGAUUCUAAACUUGUGUUGUAUGUCUACUUUGUAGACAAAAAUAAAUGCUUAUUGACAAAAAUU